CCUCCUCCUCCUCCUGCAGAGAGCUCAGUGGGGGCUGCCCCACUCCACUGCCAGGGCUGGGGACAGCGUCCCCCACCACAGCGGGGCCAGAGGGAAGGGUCCAAGGUUGGUACUGGAGGGUGGAACCAAACCCAGCUCUGGGGGGCAGCGGCUUUGGCCUGCUGAGGGCACGGCAGAGCCCCAGGGACGGGGAGUGGUGCAAGGCAGAGCCGGGAAUUGCACACCAGGAAGGCAAAACUUCGCCCCGGGUUCUGCCGCAAUCCCGGCUCUGUAUAAACGGCCCGAGCGCCGCCGGCCCGGGCUGUCCCCGAGCGGUGCCGGCACCGAGGAUGUGGCUGUGGCUGUGCGUGUUGGCGGUGCUGGCGGGGCUGCUCCUGCUGCGGCGCUGGCACCGGGAGCGGCAGACGGUGCCGGGGCUGUGGGAGAAGCACGUGCUGAUCACGGGCUGCGACAGCGGCUUCGGGAACCUGCUGGCGCGGCAGCUGGACGGGCGCGGGCUGCGGGUCCUGGCCGCCUGCCUGACCGAGGCCGGGGCGGCGCGGCUGCGGGCGGCCGCCUCACCACGGCUCCAAACCGUCCUGCUGGACGUCACCUCCAGCCAGAGCAUCGCCGCCGCCAGCGCCUGGGUGCGGGAGCGCGUGGGUGACCGAGGGCUCUGGGGGCUGGUGAACAACGCGGGGAUCGCCAUCCCCACCGCCCCCAACGAGUGGCUGACCAAGGCCGACUUCGUGAAGGUGCUGGAUGUGAACCUGGUGGGGCUGGUGGAGGUGACCCUGAGCCUCCUGCCGCUGGUGCGGCGGGCGCGGGGCCGCGUGGUCAACGUGGCCAGUGUGAUGGGCCGCGUC
This is a messenger RNA of Neopelma chrysocephalum (saffron-crested tyrant-manakin), 845 nucleotides long. RefSeq names its product retinol dehydrogenase 16-like. The record is from RefSeq and is a predicted model, not a curated record. The transcript is spliced from 2 exons. The annotation marks the transcript as partial. Lineage: Eukaryota; Metazoa; Chordata; Aves; Passeriformes; Pipridae.